AAAACACUUCCUACAGAAACAUCCAUUACAUAUAGUAAUCAACCUUAAAUGGCGAAAGACGCGGAAGGAUCAGAUGGACUCGCGGCGAGGGACUACGAAGAUCCGCCGCCAACUCCGUUUUUCGAUGCGGAGGAGCUGACCAAGUGGUCUUUGUACAGAGCCGUCAUAGCCGAGUUCGUAGCUACUCUCCUCUUCUUGUAUGUCACUGUUUUGACUGUCAUCGGCUACAAGAUUUCGUCCGACACUAAGGCCGGAGGUGACGAGUGCGGUGGCGUCGGAAUCCUCGGCAUCUCAUGGGCUUUCGGUGGUAUGAUAUUCAUCCUUGUCUACUGCACCGCCGGUAUCUCAGGUGGUCACAUAAACCCUGCUGUGACAUUCGGCUUGUUCGUGGCAAGGAAGGUGUCGUUGGUUAGAGCGGUGCUAUACAUGGUUGCUCAGUGUUUGGGUGCUAUUUGUGGAGUUGGGUUCGUGAAGGCCUUCCAAAGCUCUUACUACGUCCGUUACGGAGGAGGAGCAAACUCUCUAGCUGAUGGAUACAGCACAGGGACAGGACUCGCUGCAGAGAUCAUUGGAACGUUCGUUCUUGUCUACACUGUUUUCUCAGCUACAGAUCCCAAAAGAAACGCAAGGGACUCCCACGUUCCGGUGUUGGCACCACUUCCUAUUGGGUUUGCGGUGUUUAUGGUUCACUUGGCUACUAUUCCAAUCACCGGAACCGGUAUUAAUCCUGCCAGGAGUUUUGGAGCUGCGGUUAUCUACAACGAGUCCAAGCCGUGGGAUGACCACUGGAUUUUCUGGGUGGGACCAUUCAUCGGAGCUGCGAUUGCUGCAUUUUAUCACCAAUUCGUCCUAAUUAGAGCCUCUGGUUCCAAGUCCCUCGGAUCCUUCAGAAGUGCAGCCAACGUUUGAGUUCAACCACACAAAAAAAACAAAACAAAAAGUGGUUACUGUUAUGUAUAAAUUGGGCACGUGAUUUUGAAGUGUGUCCUCUUAUGUUUUUUUUUUUUCUUUUCCUCUGCUUUUAUUUGUGUGGAUUCCAGUUGAUGGAGUUUGAGUGUUUUACGUUUUCUAUGUCAGACAGUUUGUUUGUCUGUUUAUUGAGAAAAAAAGUUGACCACAUUGCUUCUCUUAUUAAUCUCCUUUCUCGGUUUCUCUCCUCUAA
This is a messenger RNA of Eruca vesicaria subsp. sativa (arugula), 1162 nucleotides long. The record is from the annotation of a GenBank genome assembly. Lineage: Eukaryota; Viridiplantae; Streptophyta; Magnoliopsida; Brassicales; Brassicaceae.